This is a messenger RNA of Trichophyton verrucosum HKI 0517, 825 nucleotides long. RefSeq lists its product as uncharacterized. The transcript has a single exon. Gene Ontology annotation, cellular component: ribosome; mitochondrial large ribosomal subunit. The record is from RefSeq and is a predicted model, not a curated record. Gene Ontology annotation, molecular function: structural constituent of ribosome. NCBI's taxonomy places the organism in Eukaryota, Fungi, Ascomycota, Eurotiomycetes, Onygenales, Arthrodermataceae. Bases 1 to 825 code for a protein of 274 amino acids.
AUGACAUAUCUAUGCCCGAAAUUUCUCUCUACGAAAACGAGCGACAACGAAGAAGCAGAAGAGCAGAGACGGUCGAUUGCGGAUUCAAUUGAACAUCCACGUCUCCAGCCAGGCGCCGACAAGAUGUUCUCAAGGGCUGUUCUGCGGAGCGCUCGUGAACUACGGACAACUUCAUCUAUUCCUCCAAGUGCAUCACUCCUUUUUGCCAGCAAUCGAUGUCUUCACCAAGCUACGGCCGGCUCCCAAUUCAAAGCUACACAGCCCGAAAUACCUCCGCAAGGGCAGACACAAAACACUGAACGAUUCUCUCAUCUUCCCACCGGCUCUAUUCCAGAGGUGGCUUCUAUCUCGAUUCCUUCUGCGAAGCCAGCAGUACCACCUACUUUCACCAGCCCUCUAGAGCUCACACCCGCAAUUACGGCCCUUCUCCCCGACCUUGCAACUCAGCCUUCACACUAUAUAACCGCCCAUCUACAUGCACGACCAUAUCUGCUUACGGCGGGUGAUACCCUUCGACUACCGUUUCGCAUGCCAAAUGUCCAAGCCGGAGACGUGCUACGGUUAAAUAGAGCGUCAAAUAUUGGCUCACGAGACUUCACUCUGAAGGGUGCUCCUUAUCUGGACGAAAGACUUUUCGAAUGCCGAGUGCGCGUAAUGGGAGUCGAGGCUGAGCCAUUGCGGAUCAAGGAGAAGACGAAGAGACGACAGAGACAUGUUCAGCGAGUUAAGAGCAAACACAAGUACACUAUAUUGAAGGUGGUGAAUGUCAGAGUCAAGCAGCUUGACGAGCUUCUCGCAGAGGGAGCGAAGAUAGUGGGCCAGUGA